Punica granatum (pomegranate) is the source of this 2477-nucleotide messenger RNA. The record is from RefSeq and is a predicted model, not a curated record. Lineage: Eukaryota; Viridiplantae; Streptophyta; Magnoliopsida; Myrtales; Lythraceae.
UAAUGUAACCCUGAAUCAGUGGACAGGCCAUCGGCAGAAAACCCCAUAAAAACUCUCCAAAAACCCUAAAAUCCCUCGCUCGGUUGUCGUAUAUAUAUAAUCAGAAUUUCCAUUUUCAUAGCGCCAAAAAACUCCAAACUUUCCACCGUUCUCAUCAUCUUUUUCUUCUCGCCAAACCCUAGGGACACCCCUUCGAACUCCAUAGCAGAAACUCUUCUUUCUUCUGUACGUACCCAGUGACCCUUUUCUCCUCUGCUUCGUCUUCGUCUCUGUUGGGCUUCAAGGGAAGGGAUUUUAAGAGUUUCAGAGACACUGAGAUGCAAAGAAGGGAUGCAGAAGCUGCUGAGCCGAAGCCCAUCUGGCCCCCUCCUCUGCACCGCUUGUAAACCCUCUCUGUCCCUUGGCUUCCUCAGCCCUAAAAACCCCAAAAGCCCUACCUCGAAGUUCCUCUCUCCUGGCCCGAAGGGCCCACCCUCUAGCUACGCAAUGCCCUCAGCCGCCGCGGCCCUCCACGGCGGCGGCUCGGCUCUGGCCGCCGCCUCCGUCGCCAAGAAGCCCAAGCCGCCGACAAUGAGCAGCAGAGUCUGCCUCUGCUCCGUACCGCCCAAGAACCCCUCGAGGAACGCUUGGGCGGUGUUCAGGGAAGAGAACAGCGGGUUUCGAGUCGCCUGGCUCCGGACGGGGUCUGACGGGUUCGGGUCCUUGGCUGCUGCGGCUGCAUCCGAGGGUUCCCAGAGCUCUGCCAAGGAAUUAGUGAGUGAUGGGGGCGUCGAGAGUGGAACAGAAGUCGAGAAGAGUGUUUCAGACUCGGAGGAAAAGCCGGUGAGAGUUCACAGCAGGAGGAGCAGAGAGUCAUCCAUUUUGGCGGGUAACCCGGACUUGCUGGCUAUUCCCGGUGUCGGCCCGAGGAACCUGAGGAAAUUGGUGGAGAAGGGGAUUGCUGGAGUUGCUGAGCUUAAGCAGCUCUACAGAGACAAGUUUUUUGGGAAGUCUAGUGAGAAGAUGGUGGAAUACUUGCAAAGUUCUGUUGGAAUCAUUCACAAGAACCAUGCUGAAAGUAUUACGACCUAUAUCAAAGAGAGUGUAGAGGAGGAGCUGAAGGACUCCGACUUGGAUGGAAAGUCAGCCCCUAAGAAACGGCUGACUUUCUGUGUAGAGGGUAAUAUCAGCGUGGGUAAGACCACUUUCCUUCAGAGGAUUGCCAAUGAGACCCUCGAGCUUCGCGACCUUGUGGAGGUGGUUCCUGAACCCAUCAGCAAGUGGCAGGACAUUGGGCCUGAUCAUUUCAAUAUAUUGGAUGCUUUCUAUGCCGAGCCACACAGAUAUGCAUAUACUUUCCAGAAUUAUGUGUUUGUUACGAGGGUUAUGCAGGAGAGGGAGUCCUCGGGUGGACUGAAGCCACUUCGACUGAUGGAGAGAAGUGUUUUCAGCGAUCGCAUGGUAUUUGUAAGAGCUGUUCAUGAGGCUAAGUGGAUGAACGAGAUGGAAAUCAGCAUCUAUGACUCGUGGUUCGACCCGGUCGUUUCAUGCUUGCCUGGUCUCAUUCCCGACGGCUUCAUCUACCUCAGGGCGAGUCCUGAUACUUGCCACAAGAGAAUGAAGCUACGCAAGAGAACAGAGGAAGGGGGAGUCAGCCUCGAGUAUCUCAGGGACUUGCACGAGAAGCAUGAGAGCUGGCUUUUCCCAUUUGAGAGCGGGAAUCAUGGGGUAUUAGCUGUGAGUAAGCCACCCUUGCUCACUGACAACUGCUUACCUCCCAAUAUAAGGGACCGAGUCUUCUAUCUGGAGGGUGAUCACAUGCAUUCAAGUAUCCAGAAGGUUCCUGCAUUGGUGCUCGACUGUGAGCCAAACAUUGAUUUCAGCAGAGACAUUGACGCUAAGAGGCAGUAUGCAAGCCAAGUGGCACAGUUUUUCGAGUUUGUGAAGAAAAGGAAAGAAGAAGAACCAUCCACCAAUGCCGCCGGCACAGGAGGCAGCCAAGGCCAGCAACAGAUAUUGCUUUCCCCAAAAGGAGGAUUGUGGAUGCCCGAUGGGCAGCCAUUCCCGGAAUCGGCCCUUGGGUCCUUGGAUUUUCGGAAGUUGUCCCUCAUGAGUGGGUAAUAUCAGGGAUGGUGGUGGGGUGGGAUCGAAAUCCGAAGCUGCUUUGGUUUUCCUUUUCCUUUACCAUGAUUUUCUUAGUCUUAACUGCAUGCAUGCCGAAAGCCCGUUUUGUCAUUCCAGUUGUGUCCCUUUUUGUAAUGGUGGAAUGGUAGAACGUGGCUGGCUGCGUCUGCCUUUUUUAAGUGUCCCAUUGUAAAGAAAAUGUGUCUUCUGAUCGUUCCAAGGCGGUAGGAAAAGUGUUACAUUACCUGUUAAUUAGCAAGCAGUAGGUGGAUACUUAGAUCUGUUGAAUUCGCUUCGUUAAAGGUCAUUGUAUCUUGAGUGGUUUUCUUUCUUCGCAUGCCGAUAAUUUGUAUUAACAUAUGUUUGCCUUUUUA